ACUCCUCCUCUCGGCUCCUCUCCAGCCUCAGCAGGCAGACGGAAACGCUCCGCAGCGUCGCGGCUCGGUUCUCCUCUCUGUCCGCUCUCCAGGCCUCCGGACCGGCUCGCUCUCAGCCCGCAGUCCGGCGGCGGACCCUCGUCCUCCGGGACAGACAGCUGCGGCUCAGCCUGACCCUUUCCGGAUCUCCUCCUCUGCCCCUCCGCGGUGGAAAACCCCGGACGGAGGCCCGAGGUGUGCGCUCCUCCUCCCGCAGGCCCUCGGCCCGGACCCCCGCGAAAUGGACGGACUCACCGGCAGUUUGGAUGACAGCAUGUCGGCGACGAGCGUCUCGGACGUCAACGACCGCCUGUCGGCGCUGGAGCUGCGCGUCCAGCAGCAGGAAGACGAGCUGACGGUGAUGAAGGCGGCGCUGGCCGACGUGCUCCGUCGCCUCUCUGCAUCCGAGGACUCUGCAGCGAGCAAGAAGCAGCACGCAGCGAAAGGUGGCGCCGCCAUGCGUGAAGCCUACUCCAUGUCCUGCAUCUCUAACGGAGGAACGCCUGGACGGAAGAGAGACUCCGCCUCUGUCACCAGGAAGGAGACGAUGUCGUCCGCCGCCAAGAGCGGCCCAGAGAAGAAGAAGGAGGUGGUCAGCCAUCGCUCUCACAUGGAGGAGAUCCAGGAGCACCAGGAGGUGUCCCCCACAAAGGACCCCUCCCCUGUUCCACCCCACCCCUCCCACAGAGCUUCCCCCCACUCUGAGAGCAGCAGAGGCCACGCCCCUCCUAAAAGGGGUCCCAGCGUGAAGCGGUCUUCAGGGAUGGAACGUUCUCAGAGCAGCACCUGGGAUUCCUCAGACAGGAACAAGAACAAGCUUGUGAAGGCUGCGUCCACCUCCAAGCUGCUGGCUAAAGCUGUGAAGAACGCUGACAAACACAAAGAUCCGGUCGUCAGCCAAGCCAAAAUGUCGACCAGAGAGAAAAACAGCCUAGCUGAGGGAAACGCCAUCAAGAUGUUCAUGCGUGGUAGACCAAUCACCAUGUUCAUCCCUUCAGACGUGGAGAACUACGACGACGUUCGGACCGAACUUCCUCCAGAACGGCUCAAGCUGGAAUGGGUGUACGGUUACCGUGGCAGGGACUGCCGGGCCAAUGUCUACUUGCUUCCAACUGGAGAGAUUGUUUACUUCAUUGCGUCUGUGGCGGUUCUCUUCAACUACGAGGAGCGCACUCAGAGACAUUACCUGGGACACACGGACUGCAUCAAAUGUCUGGCCAUCCAUCCAGAUAAGAUCAGAAUCGCGACCGGACAGAUCGCCGGAGUGGACAAAGACGGACGUGCACUGCAGCCUCACGUCCGGGUCUGGGACAGCGUCAGCCUGUCCACCCUGCAGGUCAUUGGUCUGGGAACCUUUGAAAGGGGUGUCGGGUCUCUGGCCUUCUCCAAAGCUGACUCUGGUCAGCACCUGGGUGUUAUCGACGACUGCAACGACCACAUGUUGACCGUCUGGGAAUGGCAGAAGAAGUCAAAGAUAGCAGAAAUCAAGACUACCACUGAUGUGGUUCUGGCCGUGGAGUUCCACCCCACCGACCCGGCCACCAUCGUCACUUGUGGAAAGUUCCACAUCUUCUUCUGGAGUUGGAACGGGACCUCGCUGCUCCGGAAGCAGGGGCUGUUUGGGAACCACGACAGGCCCAAGUUCAUCCAAUGUCUGACGUUCCGGGCCAACGGAGAUAUCCUGACCGGAGACUCUGCUGGACAGCUCCUGGUUUGGACCAGAACCCUUGCCGAGGCACCUCCUGGGAAGGGACCGCAAGCGUUCCACAUGAGGACAGACCUCGGGCCCCUGGAGGCCCAUGAGAAAGGCGUGUUCUGCAUGUGUGAGCUGAGGAGCGGCUGUCUGCUGACUGGAGGAGCCAAGGACCGCAGAGUCGUCUUGUGGGACCACCAGCUGCACCUGGACCGCGACUUGGAGGUCCCGGAUCAGUACGGCCACAUCAGAGCGCUGGCAGAGGGAAAGGGUGAUGAGUUCCUGGUCGGGACGUCCCGUAACUUCAUCCUGAGAGGAACCUUCAACGAUGGCUUCCAGGUGGAGGUCCAGGGUCAUACCGAUGAGCUGUGGGGUCUGGCCACCCAUCCAUCCAGGGAACUGUUCCUGACCUGCGCUCAGGACCAGCUGGUCUGCCUCUGGAACUCGGUGGAUCACAGCCUACAGUGGAGCCGCAGCCUAGAGGAACAUGGACACUGUGCGGAGUUCCAUCCCAGUGGAUCAGUGGUGGUCAUUGGAACACACUCUGGGAAGUGGUUUGUUCUGGAUGCUGAGACCUCCGAUCUAGUUGGGAUCCACACAGACGGGAACGAGCAGCUGUCAGUCCUGCGUUUCUCAGUUGAUGGCAGCAUGCUGGCUGUGGGAUCUCAUGAUAACUUUAUUUACCUCUACAACGUCUCGGAUCGAGGACGGAAGUACAGCCGCUAUGGGAAGUGCACGGGACAUUCCAGCUACAUCACACACCUGGACUGGUCUCCUGACAACAAGUUCAUCAUGUCCAACUCUGGAGACUACGAGAUCCUGUACUGGGACAUCCCGAGCGGCUGCCAGCUGAUCCGGAACCGCUCCGAGUGUAAGGACAUCGACUGGGCCACCUACACGUGUGUCCUGGGGUACCACGUCUUUGGUGUUUGGCCCGAAGGUUCUGACGGCACCGACAUCAACGCUCUGAUGAGGUCCCACAACAGGAAGGUGAUCGCUCUGGCGGAUGACUUCUGUAAGGUCCACCUGUUCGCCUACCCCUGCUCCAGAUUCAAGGCUCCCAGCCAUAAGUACAGCGCCCACAGCAGCCAUGUGACCAACGUCAGCUUCCUGUACAGCGAUAGCCACCUGAUCUCCACGGGGGGGAAGGACACCAGCAUCAUGCAGUGGCGUCUGGUCAGGAAGUCCUCCCUGUCCCUCUCAGACGGCAUCAUCUCCAAGUCCGCCCCCCGCAGGGUUGACCCAGUGUUGGCCACGCCUCCUACGGUGGCCGCCUCUCCUACAGUGGCCACACCUCCUCUGCCAGAAGCCGCUCCGGUCCAGGAACCGUCUAAUCAUGUCUCCCCGCUGGCUGAAGUAGCUCCGCCCACCUCAGAGUCCACCCCGCCCCCCUCAGACAGCACGAUGAGCCUGAAGGACAGCCUGGAGACGAGCGACGACACGGCCACGCCCAGCGACGAGGGCCUGCCCCCCCUCACCCCGUCCUCCUAGAGAGGCGGCUUCUCCUCCUCCAGGUGCUGCUUCCUCUGGACUCUGGGUGGAGGAGACGACCUCAGAACGCCCGCUAAGACUCAGAACCACCUCAGGAAGUGUGGAUCUCUGGUCCAUCUGAACCCACAGCUUCCAGGUCAGUAACUAUCCACGUGGCGUCAGCGGCGAGCUGCCAGGAGCUGCUCUCCUCCGAUCACAGCCGCUCCGUGUUCCAGCGCUGUCUGCAGGGGGCGGGGCCUCCCACACCUGUCCCCCUCUGAAAGCUGGAGGCGGCAUAGGAACUGUCCUGAUCCUGUCUGCCACAGGGGGCAGCAGCGAUCUUUCUUCACUUUUUGUAGAACAAACUGGGGCCGUUUUCCUGCGACCUGAGGGCUUCAUCCUGGGUUUCUGGAGACGUUGGAGGUUUCAGUUUGAGGGGAAACCUUGACAUUUAGUUGGAAAUCGGCUAAAAGCAAAUGCUUUAUGCUCAAACUCUUCAGUCAGAGUAAGACAGGUGUUCAAAA
This is a messenger RNA of Cyprinodon tularosa, 3726 nucleotides long. It is a transcript of the gene eml4, whose product is annotated as echinoderm microtubule-associated protein-like 4. Bases 281 to 3223 code for a protein of 980 amino acids. The record is from RefSeq and is a predicted model, not a curated record. NCBI's taxonomy places the organism in Eukaryota, Metazoa, Chordata, Actinopteri, Cyprinodontiformes, Cyprinodontidae. Gene Ontology annotation, cellular component: mitotic spindle. The transcript has 24 exons. Gene Ontology annotation, molecular function: microtubule binding. Gene Ontology annotation, biological process: microtubule cytoskeleton organization.